Lasiosphaeria miniovina is the source of this 3145-nucleotide messenger RNA. Its product is annotated as P-loop containing nucleoside triphosphate hydrolase protein. Gene Ontology annotation, molecular function: helicase activity. Gene Ontology annotation, biological process: regulatory ncRNA-mediated heterochromatin formation. The record is from RefSeq and is a predicted model, not a curated record. Bases 263 to 3145 code for a protein of 960 amino acids. Lineage: Eukaryota; Fungi; Ascomycota; Sordariomycetes; Sordariales; Lasiosphaeriaceae. The transcript has 4 exons. Gene Ontology annotation, cellular component: nuclear RNA-directed RNA polymerase complex.
UACCAUUGGUCGAGUCACCUCGCGUCAAUUAUUGCGGACCGCGUCUUCUUCCUAGCGUUGCCAAGUGGGCAGUCGGACCUUGUACUUGACUGCUAGCCACACUGUAUUCUUGCGCGCCUUCCUCCCUUCCGUCCAUCUUCCUCAAAUACACCACUCUCCUAAGCUGUAGUACCCCGCCAUUUUUGUGCCCUCGCAUUCUUCAAUUUUGUCCUACAGAAUUACUGUCCCGAUCUCUUCUACCCACUGCCGUGGGGCUUGUAUUAUGUCCCAGCUCGGGAAGAUUGACACAAUGCAGCGCGCUCUCGACAUUGUCAACGAGCAUGUCUACUUUAGCCCUGAGGCAACCCAGGGCUGGAAGUCGAAUUCGGAGCUCCCACAAGCUCGCGAGAUUCUAGCAACUGAGAAUGACACAAAGGAUCCGCCAGAGAAUCCCGUCGAUACUCCCUGGGCCUCAAAAGAGGCCUAUCUCGAGGCGCAAUACGAGAUCCUGCGUCGCGAAGGAGUUGAGGGUCUACGGUUCUCCGUAGGACUCUACAAAGAUGCCAUCAAGAACAAGAAGGUUCGAGUCAAGUCAUAUCUAAUGUCACGCCUCGGGCCUAUCGCACGCGUGGAGUUCUCGACAAAGCGGUCGACAUACAGGAUCAAGUGGCAGCAAUCGAGGAGGCUCAGGCCGGGGACCAUCGUCGCGAUUUCUACGAAGGAUAACAACUUCAAGACAAUCUGCAAGAUCGCCACAAUUGCCCAACGGCCAUACCGAGAUGGCCUUGACCAGGACCCGCCACUUGUUGAUCUGAUGUGGGCGAAUACGGAAGAUGCCGUUUUGGAUCCGAACCUGGAACUGGUCAUGGUUGAGUCUCGAAACGGGUAUUUCGAGUCAGCACGCCACGCACUCGUCGGCUUGCAGCACGCCGCUCAGACAUAUUCGCCUUUGGACAAGUAUCUUAUUGGCAACCAUGUCCACGAUACACCACCCGCGUUCAUUGAAGAGUAUCCUUGGAUGGACUUCUCUUCACUCAUCCACCGCGCCACCGAGAACGGCGACACUUUGCGAGAAUCCAUGAGCACCUUUCAUGUUCUAGAGGGUGGCCCUCCUGGCCUUCAAGGAGCUUCGACACUGGACGAUUCGCAACUCGAAGGCGUACAUAAAAUUGUCUCCAACGAGCUCGCAAUUGUUCAGGGCCCCCCUGGCACUGGAAAGACGUUUACAUCCAUAGAGGCGAUCAAAGUGAUCCUUUCCACCCGCCGCAAGCAAGGAGGUCCGCCGAUUAUUGUUGCCGCCCAGACGAACCACGCUCUGGACCAGAUUCUUAUCCACUGUUUGAACAAUGGCGCCAAUAUUCUUCGAGUUGGCAGAAGGACCGAGAGCCCCAUGAUUCGACCCCACACGGUGUAUGAGACUCGCAUGCGCUGCCAAGAAGUUCAAGACAAGCGAUAUCGAGGCCUUGUUCAUUCUCAUCGCGCCAACAUUGACGCCAUUCAAGACUUGGUUAGCGGCGUCUUUGGCGACAACCUCAUUAGUCCUUCUGCACUUUUGGAUGCAGGGAUCAUCACUCAGGAUCAGUUCUCAUCGUUGUAUGACGAAAGCAUGGAGACUGAUGUUGAGAAGGGGCCGUUUGCGCUCUGGCUUGGUGACAGCCUCAUUCCAGCUCGGAUCUUGCGGGACCAGCAUCCAACCCAGCAAGACCUGGAUGAGGCCGAGGCGAAGCGUGAAAUUGAGUUCGACGGCGACCUGGACAAUAUCGCCGAAGACGAGGAAGAUUUGGACCGUAUCAGGGGCCAGCUAAUUGAGUUGGCUCACAUGUGGUCCGGCAGAGAACCCUCGCAUGUCUCGCGUUGGCAGCGCGCUGCCGCGCGUGCACUGGCAGAUAACAGCGAUUUGUUUUGCAUCGGCCCAGACAUGCGCGGUGCGGUAUACCAGCUCUUGCAGGCUAAAUUGCUGGAAGCUACCACGCCAAAGCUCACCUCCCUCCUCGCUCAGAAUGUUUACCUAUGUAAACAACUCAAGGCAAGCAAGUGGGCCAGAGACACCAAUUUAAUUGACUCUGAGGGCAUCGAAGUUGUUGGGUGUACCACGACGGGCCUCACCAAGUUUCGUGGCUUUUUAGCUGCGUUGAUGCCUCGUUCUCUCCUGAUCGAAGAGGCUGCCGAGACACGAGAGGCCAACAUUACGUCGGCUCUCUUCCCGAGCCUCCAGCAGCUGAUUCUUGUCGGGGACCAUCAGCAGCUGGCGCCUAACUGCGACAUCCGAUGGCUAGGAGAAGAGCCUUACAACCUCAAUGUCUCUCUCUUCCAGCGCAUGGUCAAUCUCAAAAUGCCUUUCGUGAUGCUGAAGCAUCAACGCCGGAUGAAGCCCGAGCUAAGCUACAUUUUAAAGCCGUUCUACCCGGAGCUACAGGACCACCCCGUUGUACAGGACGCCGCCAAUCGACCAGACGUGCCCGGAAUGGGUGGUCGGAACUGCUUCUUCUUUGAUCAUGAAUGGCCAGAGGAGAUGAACGUUGACAUGAGCAAAUUGAACGAUCAAGAAGCACAUAUGAUUGUCAACUUCUUCAGCUAUCUCGUCGCCAAUAGCACUGAUGCGUCGAAAAUCACUAUCCUUACCUUCUACAAUGGACAGCGGAAGCACUUAUUGUCCUUGUUGAGAAAGCACGACUCGCUCAUUGGCCUCCACUUCAAUGUUUUCACGGUUGACUCUUACCAAGGAGAGGAGAACGAUAUAGUGCUUCUCUCGCUCGUUAGAAGUCCCUUGCCAGGUAACCCAUUUGCGGUUGGCUUCUUGGAAGACCAACGACGUGCGGUAGUCGCAAUCAGCCGUGCCCGUCUUGGGUUCUUCAUGUUUGGAAAUGUCGACAAUGUCCUCAGAGCCAACCAAUCGUCCUUCGUUCUAUGGGCGAAAAUCUGGAAUGGGUUUUCCGAGCAGCAGAGGGUCCAACCCGCUUGCCAGGCAUCGGAUAUCUGCGACAGCUUCACUAACAAUGGCCUCGGUAUUCAGUGCCAGGGGUUUGAUGAGGGCGCAGCAAUUGUCGAGAAUGUUGCCCCAACCGUUGAGAGUGUGUCUACGAUGCUCGAGAAUUCUACCACAAACGUUAAGAAUGUCGUGGACUCGCGGGAAGAUGGCAAAGAGGACUGGCUCAUAUGGUUCUGA